AUGGCCAGAACCAAGCAGACAGCCCGUAAGUCCACUGGUGGCAAGGCCCCCCGUAAGCAGCUCGCUUCCAAGGCUGCCCGCAAGGCCGCCCCUUCGACCGGUGGUGUCAAGAAGCCUCACCGCUACAAGCCUGGUACCGUCGCUCUCCGUGAGAUCCGUCGCUACCAGAAGUCCACCGAGCUCUUGAUCCGCAAGCUCCCCUUCCAGCGUCUCGUCCGUGAAAUCGCUCAGGACUUCAAGUCGGACCUCCGUUUCCAGUCCUCCGCCAUUGGUGCUCUUCAGGAGUCCGUUGAGGCCUACCUCGUCUCCCUCUUUGAAGACACCAACCUGUGCGCCAUCCACGCCAAGCGUGUCACCAUCCAGUCCAAGGACAUCCAGCUCGCCCGCCGUCUCCGUGGUGAGCGCUCUUAG
Aspergillus chevalieri is the source of this 411-nucleotide messenger RNA. RefSeq names its product histone H3 (gene hhtA). Gene Ontology annotation, biological process: rRNA transcription. Lineage: Eukaryota; Fungi; Ascomycota; Eurotiomycetes; Eurotiales; Aspergillaceae. Gene Ontology annotation, cellular component: nucleosome. The record is from RefSeq and is a predicted model, not a curated record. The transcript has 3 exons. The coding region runs from base 1 to 411 and encodes 136 amino acids. Gene Ontology annotation, molecular function: structural constituent of chromatin; DNA binding; protein heterodimerization activity.